Messenger RNA from Scophthalmus maximus (turbot), 4163 nucleotides. RefSeq names its product Meis homeobox 1 b (gene meis1b). NCBI's taxonomy places the organism in Eukaryota, Metazoa, Chordata, Actinopteri, Pleuronectiformes, Scophthalmidae. The record is from RefSeq and is a predicted model, not a curated record. Gene Ontology annotation, biological process: brain development; eye development; hemopoiesis. The transcript has 17 exons. Bases 986 to 2116 code for a protein of 376 amino acids. Gene Ontology annotation, molecular function: DNA-binding transcription activator activity, RNA polymerase II-specific; RNA polymerase II cis-regulatory region sequence-specific DNA binding.
CGGUGCGCCGACACAAAGUGUCCCCUGUCGGGUGCUCAGUCGGUUGCGGUUUGCAGCUUUACCACCAGAUGAAAGGUACAAAAAUCACACACUGGGGCUUUAACUAAAGUUAGGGGCCUUUGCACCUAGAACAGGACAAAUUGAAUCACCGGGACAAAUUCAAAGGUUGUCACUUUGGAGGCCGUAGUUUGUGUUGAUGUUGAAUUUUGUUGCAUUAUGCUGACGACAGGUGUUUUUAUUUCCUUUUUUGAAUCCCUUACAGUGGUUAAAGUGGUUGCACCAACACUGCCACUGUUUGUAGCGGUCUGCUUGUGUUUUCAGCCCAGCGCACGACGACCACAUUUACCCCCUGAUACCGUGAGGUGCACGGGGACCUGAUGGCACCGGCUCCAGCGAACGGGAUGUGUUAUGCCGAUGCUGAAAGUGCAUCAAUAAUCCCUGAUGAAGAUGUAGAUGAAAAAUCUUUUUUCCCCCCCCGUGAUGUCAUGGUGUCCCGGAGGAACAUCUAAACUCCUAGUGGUCUGAAUACAGCACAACCUUCAGAGGUCUGCCUUCUCUGCCAAAGGGGCCGACACGGCAUCAUUUCCUUCGGCGCUGAUGACGUCUGUGGAAAAACAGGACAACAGGAGAGGAGAGAAGGUGCUAGGUGACGGCAGCCGACGCUGGUGUCCAGGACCCACCGCGGAGGGAACAUGGCGACGAUCCCCGAACGUCUCCGUGACGAGGCUGAAUACACACAGGAUGGAUUAGAGCGACGUGAAAGGUCACUCUCUAAAAUGUUUACGUGCGGCCCUGUGACGUCGACUCCCCCCCCCCCCCGGGACACUCGGGAUUGACCCGCGCUGCUUCCUAACUCACCGGUAGAGUUGUCUGUCACAGGUUCAUCGCCACCAGGCUCUGCUGUGCUCCCAGGCCACUCUCUGCUGCUGCUGCUGCCCUAAACUCACACCCAUCCAGGAAAAAGGAAGACCUGCCGCACUACGCGAUGGACGGGGUGGGCAUCCCGACCACCAUGUACGGGGACCCGCACGGCGCCCGGUCCAUGCAGGCGGUGCACCUCAACCACGGGCCCCAGCUGCACUCGCACCAGUACCCGCACACCGCCCACACCAACACCAUGCCGCCCAGCAUGGGCUCCUCCGUCAACGACGCCCUCAAGAGAGACAAAGACGCGAUAUACGGGCACCCCCUGUUCCCCUUGCUUGCACUGAUUUUCGAGAAAUGUGAAUUAGCGACGUGCACCCCCAGAGAGCCCGGGGUGGCGGGAGGAGACGUGUGUUCGUCGGAGUCCUUCAAUGAAGACAUAGCGGUGUUUGCCAAACAGAUUCGGGCAGAAAAGCCUUUAUUUUCGUCGAAUCCAGAAUUGGAUAAUCUGAUGAUCCAAGCCAUCCAAGUUUUACGAUUUCAUCUUCUGGAGCUGGAGAAGGUACACGAGCUGUGUGAUAACUUCUGUCACCGGUACAUCAGCUGCUUGAAAGGAAAGAUGCCCAUCGACUUGGUCAUCGACGACAGGGAGGGCGGCUCCAAAUCAGACAGCGAGGAAAUCACAAGAUCAUCAGUGGCCCUCGAUCAGACGUCCUGGAACAGAGAUCACGACGACACGGCGUCCACGCGCUCCGGGGGAACACCGGGACCGUCCAGCGGCGGGCACACAUCGCACAGCGGCGACAACAGCAGCGAACAGGGUGACGGCCUGGACAACAGCGUGGCCUCGCCGAGCACGGGGGACGACGACGACCCGGAUAAGGAGAAGAAGCGCAACAAGAAGCGAGGGAUCUUCCCCAAGGUGGCCACCAACAUCAUGAGAGCAUGGCUCUUCCAGCACCUCACGCAUCCCUACCCGUCAGAAGAACAGAAGAAGCAGCUGGCGCAAGACACGGGCCUCACCAUCCUACAAGUGAACAACUGGUUCAUUAACGCGAGGAGGAGAAUAGUCCAGCCCAUGAUCGACCAGUCAAACCGUGCAGUAAGUCAAGGAGCUCCCUACAAUCCAGAUGGCCAGCCGAUGGGGGGCUUCGUCAUGGACGGCCAGCAGCACAUGGGAAUCAGACCACCUGGACCAAUGGGUGGAAUGGGGAUGAACAUGGGCAUGGAAGGUCAGUGGCACUACAUGUAGCCCCGCCCCAGUCUGACCAAUCGCAACACAAAGGGGGAUAACUGCAGGGCAAACCGGGGGAGAACCUGUCUCACAGAGGCCUACAGAGCAUGGGAACGGGACUCCGACUUCCUGACGACUACAACAACAACCAAGGGCAACCCUUCUGUCAACCUCCAAGACCCAACGACUUUUUAAUCGGCUGAUAUCCGCAAACACGGAAACCUCCCGUGACUGCCUGCAAUCCUUUUGUCUAUGUAUCCAGUGAUGGCGACGCACAGAAGGUCACACCUCACCCAAACCAGAUGACCCCCCCCUUGUCCCGACAGAAACCCCUUGCUUCUUCUCUGGUGGGCACUAGACUUCCUCCUCUUGCCGGCCACUAGUUUUUACAUGGAUUCCUCCAUUGAAAGUGAUUGCGAUUGCCAGAAUAGACGACGCACGAGAGACACACCGGGUCCUAUGCCUGUACCUUCGGCAAUUUGUGGCACUUGGUGAUAUUUUCUAGACUCUUUGGCAAACACAAGAGACUUCCUGCGAAGAUUACUCCACUCUUUGGGACGAUGGGAUUGGACCAAGGUGAAGCCAAUGUCUGUACCUGACAGGACACUAACAAAGCAAAAAAAAAAAAAAAAAAAAGGUGCCCUUUAAAAAAAAAAAAAUAUAGUGGAUUGAAACAUGGAAAGAGGGAAAGUGAGUGAAAAAGAAAUUAAAAGUAUAACUAUAUCAAACCCUAGUUUGGGAAGCGAGUGGAGAAAGAAAAUAUACUGUAUACUGUUGUAAAAUUACGCUGGACUCUCACAAGAACUGGGAAUUUAAGUAUUGUAAAUGCUAUUGUAUUGUUCUGCAUAUUAUGUUGUUUCUAAUAGAUUUUUUUAAAAAAGGAUGUGAACUUUUGUUUUUUUUUCUGGUUUCUUUUCACACUAUGUGUGUGCCGUCUCUCCAUCAUCAAAUUUGACCCCCUGCGCCCACCCCCGCCCCCCUCCAUUAAAUCACGAAGCAUUUUUUGAAAGGAGAAGAAAAAAAAAGUGAAUAAACUGACAGUUGGAUCAGUCUGUCAUUUCUCGCAAGCCUUUAUUCGGAUGGUCAGAGAGCGCGUGAUAGAGAUUCAGAUGUCCUGUUGCUUUUUUUAUUUUCCAUUCACAGUAUGCACAUCCCAUCCACACACAUACAUGAUACAGAUAACUAUAUUACUUUUUGCUGUGCCUACACCAUGUAACUCUAAUUUUGAUUAAUUUAAAAAUAUUUUUUUUCAUAUCAGUUUUAUUAUAUGUUCCUCUGCUGGUGGAAAGUUGUUUUUGUUUGUUUUUUUAAAUCGGUGUAGAAAAGUUAUCCGACCAUUUUUGGGGACAUGGAGCUCUAUAAUAAGUUAAUGGAUUAACUCCAGAGUUCUUUGUUUGAUCCAUUUUACGUUCGACGUUGUGGGAGGCUAACACACACCACACGGAGCGUCAGUCAAUGCUCAUAAACAAUCUUUAAAACAACAAAAAAAAAGAAUCGCUGUGGAUGGGAAACUACAAGCGUGUGUCCCGCGAACACGUCGUUUCCUGUUUGUCCGUGUCCAUGAUUGACGGCCUCUGAAAGUCUAUUCCAGUGUCCUAUUGAUGUGUUUUAUGUCACAAGGCCGAGCACUUGCAUGGCCAAUGGAUUCCCCCCCCCCAGUGUUUUAUACAGCCUGAUAACAGGGGAAGAGGCAAAGGCUAUGGGAAAACACCAUUUACACCACGGCCCGUUUUUUUUGAUUGAACCAGAUGAUGUCGUGCUGAUCAACAAGACAGGAGAGAAUGUAAAAGUCACUCUGUGUGUGUGUGUGUGUGUGUGUGUGUGUGUGUGUGUGUGGCAGAGUGUAUGUGAGGGGGGUUACAUGCGUGUGUGUGUGUGUGUGUGUGAGCGUACAUCCUUGUGUGGGUUAUCAAUGCAUCCAUUAUCCAUCGCUUCGAAACAUGUAUAACGCACAUCUUUUUAAGAUUCCUUUGAAGACGUCUUUGUUUCUUAUGCUUUUACUUUGAAGGGUAUAUAUGUGCAUCUGUGUUGUAAAUAAAUACCUUUUUUUCUUCAAAUAACAGAA